Gymnodraco acuticeps is the source of this 2671-nucleotide messenger RNA. Its product is annotated as receptor activity-modifying protein 3-like. Gene Ontology annotation, biological process: receptor internalization; cellular response to hormone stimulus; intracellular protein transport. The coding region runs from base 287 to 787 and encodes 166 amino acids. Gene Ontology annotation, cellular component: signaling receptor complex; membrane; cell surface. Lineage: Eukaryota; Metazoa; Chordata; Actinopteri; Perciformes; Bathydraconidae. The record is from RefSeq and is a predicted model, not a curated record. The transcript has 4 exons. Gene Ontology annotation, molecular function: coreceptor activity.
GAUGCAGGACAGUGUGGACCUGACUCCUGGCGCCAGAGAGAAGUGGCAGUGAUCAUCACGAGGACAAUCACAAAAUCACGCUCUGGGAUCAGAUUAAUUUACGUGUUUUUAUUCCGGUUUUACCCCUACUGAUCCUUCACUUAUUUCACUUGACUCGGGACAGCAUGACGGAGAUCGGAUUUACACAAUUUGGAUUAUUUCAAUGAUGGUUCGCUUCAAAUGCACAUUUCCACGGAGCUGCAGCUGAGGUUUCAUUCAAAAUCCGAUUGGAUUUGCUAACAGCGUGAUGGAUACAAAUGAGUUCGCAGUACUGAAACUUUUUGUUGUUGGGAUUUUGGUCAAUGCCUGGAUGAUAAGAGGGUUGUCAGCAGCCACUGACAGUAUCAACAUAGAGCCCACUCCCCCCCGGCCGAGGAAACCCUGCAAUGAGUCCCGUCUGCAGUGGGAGGUGGAGGUCUGUGGAGAGGACUUCAAGCGGGAGAUGGGUCACAUAGAGCCACAUUACUGGUGUAACCUCACACACUUCAUCAGUGAGUACCACCGCUUCACCUUCUGCACGGAGAUAAAGUCCAACAUCGUCAGCUGCUACUGGCCCAACCCGCUGGUAGAGAGCUACAUCAUCCACAUACACAAGCACUUUUUCUCCAACUGCACCUUGGAGCACGUUGUAUGGGUGGACCCGCCCGACGACACGUUAACCAUCCUCAUCCUCGUUCCAGUUUUCCUCACUUUGGCCAUGAUCGCCCUGGUGGUCUGGUGCAGCAAGAGGAGCGAUAUCCUGGCCUAAGACAAGAGGAAGACGGAAGUAGAGGGAGAAGAAAGACAGAAUUCAAGGUCCCAACCUACUCCAUUAAAACAUUUAUAUACAAAGGAGUGCACAGAGUUUUUGGGAGAUUGCUUCAGUUGGUCAAAAUACCCCAUAAGUGGCUCUGCAAACCAGACAUAGGCAGUUGCAAAGUUGUGUUUUCUUGAGGUUUUUUUCACAGUUCUGACGUUGAUAUACUGUCACUCAACAUGUUUAUCAAAUAUUUCAAUUCUACAGUUGAUUCUUUACUACUUUGAUUUAUUUUGUGACUGGUAACAGAGGCAACACAACCCCUUGUGAAUUAACACUGUUUCGCUUUUGUUUCGAAUGAGAAAAGUAUCAAUAAGGGAGCUUAAGAUGUUGAUCUUGUUACAUUUGUAUAAAGCCAUAUUAGCUGUUUCCCAUUAUUUCCAUUCUUGAGCUAAGCUAACCAGCUGCUAACAGUACCUUUCUUUACUUAGAACAUUUGAAUUAGAGGAGUGUCAAUCUUCUCAUUUAAUUCUUAAACCCAUUUUCUUGAUUGUUGAACUAUCCCUUUAGGACACAGAGGAGUUAGGUCGUUUGACAACACUUAUUGGGUAAAUUGACCAGCAGGGAUCGAAUGAAUCUGUGUGUAUUCUUCAAAGCUCAUGGAUCCGGACCGUUGACCUCGGAGAUUCUUGUCUGAGCACUGAACCGUCGCUGAAGGCCAAAGCAUCCACCAAGCGUCAGAGGCAAGUCUAAACUGGUGGGAAAUUAGAUUCCCAGAAGACACCGUUUGUUAAAUAUUUUAACAUGAUAUUUUCAGCCAAAUCUGGACUUUAUAUUGAUUCCGCAAGUUGUAUCGUAUUGUUGAGUUACUGAAUAGAUUGUCACUACUGGAAGAGGAUACACUGGUGUGCAACCCAAAGACACAGCAACACUAUGAUUAAUAUAUUUGGGGAAUUUCUUGUGUUACUUACCUGAGCCUCCACGGACUGCUUUAUAACAGUGUAACUUAUCAGAUACUGUUGAAUAAAAUACUAAGAGGGAUUCUCAAUGGAAACAGAACUAUGGACUGCAAUUGAGACCUCACACUGUACAGUUCUGCUCUCUGUGCUGUCUACUGUAUCUGCAUCGCCUCCCUAGUGAGAAGUACACACUGAUGCUUUGAAGUGAAUUCCUUUAGGGGAAGGCUUCAUUUAAUGUUCCCACUUCGCUGGUUCUUUGAACUGCAGUCCCUAACAGCCACGAGGCAAACUAAACCAAGCAUUGCUUUUUUAUUUUCUUCCAAAGCAUAACGCAUCAAUGUCUGUUUGUCAGCUCCUCACCUGCCAAUCUUUGUCUGUGGAAACUGAUUAAAGCUGUCUUAAAAUAACUGGUUGCGCUUCUUCCUUUUGUAGAAAAAGCAAGUUAACAUGUACUGCUACAAGUUUCUUUGUGAUGCAAUGUUUCUCAGCUUUUGUUUGUGAAUCAAUGUAUAUGUAUCUUCUGCACAAUGAAAUGCAUUCAUUUCUUUUGUAAUUCACAAUCAUCUAAAAAAGUGCAACAACCUUGCCAAUGCGUGUAAACCAUUUGUAAACCAUGGAAAAACUUUGUUAAUUUAUGUUUUAUUGCCAGAAAAGAUCUUUAUUUUGCAUCAAUUGUUCAGAUUAAAUCACAAUGACAUUAACUUUGAGAUAUUUCUAUAAUCUAUGUAAGAAACAAUGCCACUUGCAUCUUUUGGCCUCCUUUAAUUGUAUUUCACAAAACACUCCGUUAUGAUGUGAUACAAUACAAUUGAAUGUACCCAUUUUCGAUGUAUAAAUAUAUACUUUAAUGGAAAAAAUAUUUAAACUGUGCACUGAUUUUGAGAUUUUGCCGGUAGAGGAAGUAAAAUGCUUUUCAUAAAAUCAAAUCCCACUUUGA